AUGCCUGUAGGAGGACAGGGAGACCGAGCUGUAUAUGGCCAUGUUGGCCAUCCCCAGAAUAUGACUGCACUUCUUGACACCAUCACCAAACUUAAGCAAGACAUUGCUCAGAGUCAUGCAGAAAAACAGAAUUUAGCAGAACAAAUGAAUGUUCUUAUUACUCUUGUGAAGAGAUCUUGGAGUGGAGAUUACAACGCUUCUUUACACCUUGGAAAUAUUAUUGGUCUACAGCCUCCUGAUUUUAUGCAAUCAUCUCAGGAUGGGAAACGCACAACCAAUACACCCAUCCCAGAGAUAAAGGAGAAAGUUGUGAGAACCUGGGAGAGGCUUGCUAUCAAGUUACUUGACAGAGAGUAUGCUCAGAUUCAAGAAGAAAUCCAAGUUCGCCAACAAACUUACAUGCGUAACCGACAACUUUACAUGGAUGAGGUGUUACAGAACCAUGAACACGACAUGGCAAAAACUGUCACCCCACUCCGCACCAAAAAAACAUACGAGGAAGUGGACAAACAGUUUCUCAAAACUGUCGGAGGAGGAAAUAACCGCCAAACCCGUCCUACAAGUGGUAACAGCACACGGGGGAGAAUCAGAUCUGCCCAGAAACAACAGAGAACAAUGAAAGAGAACAAUCCAGACAUGACUUUGAAUGACCUAUUUGUGCAACCAACUGGGGACAGGAACAAAACUAAUUCAGCCUUUUCUGGAUUGUACCAUUUAGAGAAUGGUCGUGAUAAUAGAAACAAAAACAGAGCUCCGUAUGAUGAUCCGUACCGAUAUAAACAGACAAAUCUGUUUGACCUGGACGCUGUGUUUGGUCCAGAUAAUGGAGUGAAGAAACCUCGUCCUACCAGUGCGUUCACAGCUACAACCAACAAAGAAAAAACCAGCCAGAAACCAAGGCCUAAGAGUGCCAGUGUGUUUGUUACCCAGCUACAUGACCGGCCACUGAAAUAUGAAGUGACACAUCCUGUGAGCAACAAACCCACUUCAGCAAAGAAGAAACCAGCACAGAAACCAAGACUAAAGUCUGCCAGUGUACCAACAAUGAAUGUGAUUAAAGAACAAUCAGGGGAGGAAACUCUCUCCAAGGAAAAUGAUACGGAAUCUCAAUCUGGCGAUCAGCAAUCACAUGACUCCCCACCCAGUGCACCAGUGGCAACACCUGUUCCAGAUAUUCACAAUAACUUGGAUAUAAAUUCAGAAUCAGACUUUAAUCAAGAGGGCAAUAAUGUGUCUAAUGAAGAUGAACCUGACAGUCCUGGUGAACAAGGGUACAGAUACAGUAGCGACUCGUCAGAUGAAGAACCACCCGAGGACCACAUAGGACAGCAACUUAGGAUCCGCGUGGACUCGGCUACCAACAAACCAAAAAGUGUAACCAAGUUUGUAGCAGACAUGAAAGUCAUGGCAAACAUGGAAAAAGAUUUCAAAAAGUCUGCUGAACAGUUACAGAAACGACUCGGAAUAGACGAGAUGGGCAUGAUCAAGUGA
Molecule: messenger RNA, 1491 nt
Organism: Ylistrum balloti
Lineage: Eukaryota; Metazoa; Mollusca; Bivalvia; Pectinida; Pectinidae
Exons: 8
Coding region: 1-1491 (496 amino acids)
Source: RefSeq, a predicted model, not a curated record